Messenger RNA from Carassius auratus (goldfish), 2710 nucleotides. Its product is annotated as UDP-N-acetylhexosamine pyrophosphorylase-like protein 1. NCBI's taxonomy places the organism in Eukaryota, Metazoa, Chordata, Actinopteri, Cypriniformes, Cyprinidae. Gene Ontology annotation, biological process: UDP-N-acetylglucosamine biosynthetic process. The transcript is spliced from 9 exons. The record is from RefSeq and is a predicted model, not a curated record. Bases 460 to 1980 code for a protein of 506 amino acids. Gene Ontology annotation, molecular function: UDP-N-acetylglucosamine diphosphorylase activity.
CUUGCUUAGCCUUUCUGAGGAAGUCAUUCAUCCGCAGAGCUAGAGUAAAUUCUGGCUGCGUUUCGAAACCUACUGAGCUGCCUAACUAGACAGCAUUCGAGACGUUCCGAGUCAGCUAACCGCUGACUGACUUUGGUAUUUAAACUGAUUCGAGCUGUAGUGAGGAGCAAAAAUACUCUCUAGCUAGGCACUUCACUGAGGCUUUGGGACACAGUCCGCCAUAUGUGGCUAAGGGGAGUUCCCAAAUGAUUCCCGCAAGCUAAACAUGCCUUGACAGUAGUUUUCUUGUUAUUUUCCGAAUUAUAUGCAACUCCAGUUAAAUUUUUAUCGUACAAACCCCACACUGAUCACGAGUUGCAAGCAGUGAAAACGGGAUCUGAACUCCUCAAAAGAGAGGAGUCGACUAGACUCGAGGUUUGUUGUCAGAUCAUCAAUGUAUUAAUUUUCUAGAAGGGAAAGAUGUUAUCAUUCGAGGAAGCUAAAGCGAGGUUAGAAACAGCAGGACAGAGCCAUGUUUUACAAUUCUGGCCUGAACUUUCUGCGGAAGAAAGCAGUGCGCUUCUGGAGGAGAUAUCUAGGCUCCAGCCCGAAGAGUUACUCGAGCACUGCCGAGCAGCUGCUGGGGCUGCAAGCCGACACUCGAGUGCUGAUGGUCGGCUAGACGCCCGGAUGAAGCCCGUUCCUCCAGAGUUCAUUGGAAGUGUGCGUAAAAGUGAGAAAGAAACGCUUCAGUUAUGGGGUGAUGAAGGGUUACUGCAGAUUUCACAGGACAGAGUGGCUGUUUUGCUGUUAGCCGGUGGUCAGGGGACUCGGCUUGGAGUGCCAUAUCCCAAGGGCAUGUACAGUGUUGGGCUGCCAAGUGGAAAAACCCUGUACCAGAUCCAGGCUGAGCGUAUCCAGAAGGUGCAAGAGCUGGCCAAUGUGAAGCAUGGUAGUAGGUGCACAAUACCAUGGUACAUAAUGACCAGUGAGUUCACUCUGGAACCCACAGAGAAGUUCUUCAAAGACAAUGAAUAUUUUGGUCUUUGUCCAUCCAACGUAGUCAUAUUUGAGCAGAGAAUGAUACCAGCUGUAGGCUUUGAUGGAAAGAUCAUCCUGGAGAAGAAAGGCAAAAUAGCCAUGGCACCAGAUGGAAAUGGCGGCCUCUAUCGUGCUUUAGUGGACAACAAGAUUUUAGAGGACAUGCAGAGAAGGGGUGUGGAGUAUCUUCACGUGUACUGUGUGGACAACAUCUUGGUGAAGAUGGCAGACCCAGUCUUUAUUGGCUUUUGUGUAAACAAAGGAGCAGACUGUGGUGCCAAGGUGGUGGAUAAGGCGUAUCCUGCAGAGCCGGUUGGAGUGGUGUGUCGCGUGGACGGCCUGUAUCAGGUGAUUGAGUACAGUGAGAUCCAACCAGAGACCGCAGAGCUGCGAGGCCCAGGAGGAGAGCUCCUGUUCAGUGCUGGGAACAUCUGCAACCACUUCUUUACCCGAGACUUCUUAAAGGACGUGGCUGAAAAGUUUGAGAGUCAGCUGAAGCAGCAUGUGGCUAUCAAGAAAGUGCCAUUUGUGGAUGGAGAAGGGAACCUGGUGAAACCAACCAAGCCCAAUGGCAUUAAAAUGGAGAAAUUUGUAUUUGACGUCUUUCAGUUCUCAAAGAAAUUUGUCGCCUUUGAGGUGUUGAGAGAGGAGGAAUUCUCACCCCUAAAAAAUGCUGAUGGGGUGCCUUUGGACACACCGACUACAGCACGCCGUUCCUUGUUAGCACAACAUUACCGCUGGGCUCUGGCAGCUGGUGGAAUCUUCCUGGAUGAGCAGGAUAAACCAAUCCCCCCAAAACAUAGUAUGUCACAGAAUGAAGACCCCCCAGCAAUCUGUGAAAUCUCUCCACUUGUAUCUUACUUUGGCGAGGGGCUGGAAAAGCUGUUGAAACAGAAGAACUUGAGGUCCCCUUUACUACUUGAUGAGAAUGAAGCAGAGAAUCUUAUGAAAACUACAUAGUGUUUUCAACUGAGGAUACCAUCAUGUCCAGGGCCAGGCAAAUAUUAGAGGAAUUGAAAGGGAUGUAUACAAAAAAAAAAAAAAUCCAAAAUAAAGAAAGAAAGAAAAAUUGGGGUCUGUAACAUUUUUACUUCCCAAUACUCACCAAGGCUGCAUUUAUCAAAAAUAACAGGGAAAAAAACUGUAAUAUUGUAAAAUGAUGCCUUAAAAUAACUGUUUUCUAUUUAAGUAUAUAUUUUAAAAUGUAACUUAUUCCCAUAACGGAAAAUUGACUUUCCAGCAGCCUUUAUUCCAGUCUUCAGUGUCACACGAUUCUUUAGAAAUUUGGGGCUCAAAAAACAAUGUUAAAAACAGUUGGCUUUUUUUUUUAAUGAUGAAUAGAUUUUAUGAUCAAUAGAAAGUCCAAAUAGACAGCAUUCAUUUGAAAUAAAAAUCUUAUUUGCUUUGUUAUGUACUGUAAUUAUAAAUGCCUUUACUGUCACUUAAUCAGUUAAAUGCAUCAGUUUACUGAAUAAAACUACCGGUAUUCAUUUCAUUAAAAAAAUCUUAGUGACCCCAAUUAUUGUUACAUAAUUAUAUAUAAUUCUUCAAAAGGUUAGAGCAGAAUAAUUAUUUUCUAAAAAACAGAUGUUAUAUGAUUGAAAAAUACAAUGUGAUAUUUGAAUUAGUUUGUAUUGCAUAGCUUAUCAUUUGUAUUUUACGUUACAAUUGCAAUAAAAUCAUAUACCCA